Messenger RNA from Rana temporaria (common frog), 1271 nucleotides. RefSeq names its product hydroxysteroid 17-beta dehydrogenase 1 (gene HSD17B1). The coding region runs from base 312 to 1199 and encodes 295 amino acids. The record is from RefSeq and is a predicted model, not a curated record. The transcript has 6 exons. Gene Ontology annotation, biological process: estrogen biosynthetic process. Gene Ontology annotation, cellular component: cytoplasm. Gene Ontology annotation, molecular function: estradiol 17-beta-dehydrogenase [NAD(P)+] activity. NCBI's taxonomy places the organism in Eukaryota, Metazoa, Chordata, Amphibia, Anura, Ranidae.
UAAAUCAUUGACUCAUCAAAUGGAAUAAUGAAUGCUAAAUCAAAACAGUCCAGAACAGUGGGACUUACUUUCAGAUUACUAAAAAGCCAGUCCUAACAUUCUCACUGUUGUGUAAUAGUAUAUUGUUCCUUCUCUGCGCACAGAUGUUUGUACAGAAAUGAGGAGCAGAGGGCAAUGCCAGCUGAAGACCUUGAGGUAUCAACUAUAGACAUAACAGCUUCCGAGAUUCCAAGCAAGAGGACUGGGGAGUUUGUUCUCUCCUCCAAGAAAAUAAGCUUAUUUUCUAGGUUUAUAUUCCAUUAGCAGUUCUUAUGGAGAAGAGAGUGGUUCUGAUCACAGGAUGUUCUUCAGGAAUUGGCCUGGGUUUAGCUGUACGUCUCGCCUCAGAUUCCCAUCAGAGAUUUAAAGUCUAUGCCACUAUGCGGGACCUUUCUAAAAAAGAACAACUGCUGGAGUGUGUACGUGACUGUCAUGUUGACACCUUUGAGAUCCUAGAGAUGGAUGUCACAGACCAGCAGUCUGUGAUCGGCACCAUCAAGAAGAUCAAAGAGCAAAGGGUAGACAUUCUUGUAUGUAAUGCUGGUGUUGGUUUAAUGGGUCCUCUGGAAUGUCACCCCUACAACACCAUGAAGAAAAUCUUUGAUGUGAAUUUGUUUGGGACUAUAAGCACCAUACAAGCCUUCCUCCCUGGAAUGAAGCAGAGAAGAUCUGGACAGAUCAUUGUUUCCAGCAGUGUUGGGGGCCUGCAAGGUAUCCCAUUUAAUGAUGUGUACUGUGCCAGUAAAUUUGCAGUGGAAGGUUUCUGUGAAAGUCUGGCUAUCGUUUUACAGCAUUUUAAUGUUCAGAUCAGUCUCAUUGAGUGUGGCCCAGUGAACACAAAUUUUAUGAAAAAACUCCAAAAUGGCGAACCUGGUAAUAACCAGCUUCAGAAUGUGGACAUUGACACCCGUUGCCUUUAUGCCCAGUACCUACAUCACUGCCAGGCCAUCUUUCAAGAUGUGGCUCAGGAUACAGAUGAAAUCUUACAGGUGUUUCUGGAAGCCAUUGAGGCUCAAGUCCCAGCGCUCCGAUAUUUCACAACACAAUUUUUUAUGCCACUUACCAAGCUGAAGUUAUCAUGUGCAAGUGGAUCAGAGUACAUCCACGCUAUGCACAAGUUUGUGUUUUCCAAAGCAAAGCCAAAGGAGGAAGGACAGUGAACAACCAAGUGGGCACAUGAUGAUAUUGUAAUACUGUCUAUUCAUGGUUGUGAAAUCAAUGACAUGCAUAAU